Magallana angulata is the source of this 3441-nucleotide messenger RNA. RefSeq lists its product as uncharacterized. NCBI's taxonomy places the organism in Eukaryota, Metazoa, Mollusca, Bivalvia, Ostreida, Ostreidae. The record is from RefSeq and is a predicted model, not a curated record. Gene Ontology annotation, biological process: proteasome-mediated ubiquitin-dependent protein catabolic process; protein polyubiquitination. The transcript has 2 exons. Gene Ontology annotation, molecular function: ubiquitin protein ligase activity; protein binding; zinc ion binding. The coding region runs from base 1 to 3006 and encodes 1001 amino acids.
AUGGAUCCUCAAUCUAGUGCCCAGGAUGUGCACCGAUGUGACUUGUGUGAGACCGCCAUAGUACACAGCUACUGUGACUUUUGUCAUGUCAACCUCUGCAAGCCUUGUAUAGGAGAACACAUCUCAGAUGGAUAUGACAAACAUAAAAUUGUCCCUUUUCAGGAACGAAAAUCAACCCUCAUUUAUCCAAAAUGUGGAACACAUCAACACAAAAAUUGUAAAUUUCAGUGCAAAUCUUGCAACAAUAUUUUUGUUUGUUCUUCUUGUACUGCAUCUGAAAAACACAGGGGACAUAUUUUUGUAGAUAUAUCAACUGUUUACAAGGCACAGAAAGAAAAUAUUGAAAAGGAUACAGACCAGCUUAUAAACCUUAUUUCUCCUACAUAUGAAGAAAUUGCACGCGAUUUGGAAAAUCAGCUUGCCAACCUGUAUGGAGGAUAUGAGAAACUUACCGCAACAUUGUCCAAACAAGGAGAGCAAUGGCACAGAGAAAUCGACAUCAUCAUCAACAAAAUGAAAACUGAAAUAAGCGAGAUAAAAGUAAAUCAUAGAAACAUUUUAAAGAAACAUUUGAAAGCAAUAAAGCAGAUACAGUCUCUUAUACAGCAAACACUAUUAGCCAUGGAAGAAAUUAAGAAAUCUACUGAAGUAUCUUCAACCAUUGAAUUCAGCUCUAAGAUUAGAGAGUUCAGCAAACUUCCACCCAUGGUUCAGGUAUCACUGCCAACAUUCAUAUCCAAACCAAUAGACCAUGAGAAGCUGUAUAGUUUGUUUGGACAGAUCACCCCAUUAUCUACUGCUUCAGAAGAAAAUGUCUUGUCACUGAAGCAACCCAACACUUCAGUCAAAGAACUACUGGAUGAACCUAAGCUUGUUGCCACAAUACAGACUGGGUAUGAAAGACUACACAAUGUGGCCUGUCUAAAUGAUGGUAGCAUAUGGACGAGUGGAAAGGCCAAUGAUAUCAAAUGCUUUAGCAUUCAAGGUUCACUCCUCCAAACUAUUAAGACAAAAUCAGGAAACCCCCCGACUGAUAUAGCUGUAAACAGUGAGGGGUAUCUACUGUUCUCUGAGUGGUCAACAAGAACAGUGAAUAAAGUAAAGAAUGGACAGACAGAAGAGUUGAUCAGAUUACAGGGGUGGACACCUAAUAAGCUGUGUGUCACAUCUAAUGGUGAUCUCCUGGUUACCAUGUACAGUGAUGAUAAAACUCAAUCCAAAGUUGUGCGUUACUCGGGAUCCACAGAGAAACAAACGAUUCAAUUAGAUGAUGAAGGUAAACCUCUGUACUCAGGGAAUUAUAGUACUAAAUACAUCACAGAGAACAGAAACCAUGAUGUAUGUGUAGCUGACUGGAAGGCUGGUGCAGUAGUGAUGGUUAAUCAGGACGAGAAACUCGGAGGGAGAUACACUGGUCAUUCCUCAGUUACCGAGAACAAACCAUUUAAACCCCGUGGUAUCACAGCAGACAGUCAGAGUCGUAUCCUGACAGCAGACAAAAACAACCAUUGUAUCCACAUUCUGGAUCAGAAUGGACAGUUUCUCCGUUACAUUGAUAACUGUGGUCUGAAGGAUCCUUGUGGUUUAUGUGUGGACAAUAAUGACAAUCUGUAUGUGUGUGAGUUAAACAAAGAACAUGGAAGACAAACAUUUGUAGAAGUUGCAGAAGUUUUCAAGACAAAGAAAGAUGAUAUUAUAAAAGACACAAAAGACUUGGAGGAUCAUAUUUCCGCUAAGUAUGAAGAAAUUGCACUCGAGUUGGAAAAUCAGCUUGCCAGCCUGGAUGGAGGAUAUGAGAAACUUACAACAACAAUGUUCAAACAAGGAGAGCAAUGGCACAGAGAAAUCGACAUCGUUAUCAACAAAAUAAAAACUGAAAUUAGCGAGAUGAAAGCGAAACACAGAGACAUUUUAAAGAAUGAAAUCAAACAAAUACAGUCUCUCAUUCAAGAAACAUUACAGACCAUAAGGAAAAUCGAGAAAUCUAAUGAAGUAUCUCCAUCCAUUGAAUACAGCUCUAAGAUCAGAGAGCUUAGCAAGCUUCCACCCAAGGUUAAGGUUUCAAUGCCAAUAUUCAUUCCAAAACCAAUAGACCAUGAGAAGCUGAAUAGUUUGUUUGGACAGAUCACACCAUUAUCUACGGCCACAGAAGAAAAUGUUUUGUCACUAGAGCAACCCAUCACUUCAGUCAGGGAACUGCUGGAUGAACCGGAGCUUGUUACUACAAUGCAGACUGGGUAUGAAGAACUAUGUAGUGUUACCUGUCUAAAUGUAGACAGAAUUUGGACCAGUGGAGAGACCAAUAUCAAAUGCUUCAACAGUGAAGGUUUACUCCUUCAGACAAUCCAAAACAAAUCAAGAAAAUUUCCAAGUAAUAUAGCUGUAGACAGUGAUGGGGAUCUACUGUACAUUAGCGUUAUAACAAGGACAGUGUAUAAUGUAAAGAAUGGACAAACAGAAGAGUUGAUCAGAAUACAGGAAUGGACGCCUGUCAAUAUGUGUAUAACCUCUACAGGUGAUCUCCUGGUUACCAUGUACAGUGAUGAUUUAACUCAAUCCAAAGUUGUCCGUUACUCGAGAUCUACAGAAAAACAAACAAUUCAAUUUGAUGAUGAAGGUACACCUCUGUACUCAAGGAAUGUUGCCAUUAAAUAUAUCACAGAGAACAAAAACCAUGACAUCUGUGUAGCUGACUGGGCGGCUGGUGCAGUAGUGGUGGUUAAUCAGAACGGGAAACUCAGAUGGAGAUACACCGGUCAUCCCUCAGUAGCCAAGAACAAACCAUUUGAACCCUAUGGUAUCACAACAGACAGUCAGAGUCGUAUCCUGACAGCAGACAGCAACAACCAUUGUAUCCUCAUUCUGGAUCAGAAUGGACAUUUUCUCCGUUACAUUGAUAACUGUGAUCUGGAGCAUCCCUGGGGUUUAUGUGUGGACAACAAUGACAAUCUGUUUGUGUCUGAGUACUGCAAAGGCAAUUUGAAGAAAAUUAAAUAUGUGAAAUAGAGACUAUAAUUUAUGACUUUGAUGUCAGUUAAGCAAGAUUCACAACCCAUUUUUCCACUGAACUCAGUAUGAUUAUAUGAACUUUGUUUUCAUUUUACAAUGCGCCAAUAUAUAGGAAACGUUUGUAAUCUGCAGAGUGUGAUUUAAUAAAGCUUGCUGUUUACUUAACCUAGUGAAUAAGACUGUUUUGAAUUUAAUAGAGAUGUGUUUUCUCUCAGAAGUGCAAUUGUAACCUUCUCUACGACUGGUCGAAAUACCGGUAUAUCCUUUCUAACGCAUGUUUAACAUGUUUAUCAACUAUUAAAUGCAGUUUUGUAUGAACUAUUUACGUAUAUUUACAUUUUCCAGUGUCUUUGCCUGUGAUAACACUACGUAUCGCUUUUGUACUAUAUAACCCAUAAUACAAAUGACGCCAAAUUGAGGCGCCAGCGGAGU